Arabidopsis arenosa is the source of this 1828-nucleotide messenger RNA. The record is from the annotation of a GenBank genome assembly. Lineage: Eukaryota; Viridiplantae; Streptophyta; Magnoliopsida; Brassicales; Brassicaceae.
ACACUUCUUGAUCUCUCCCUUUUUCCAUUAGUGAGCUCGUCUCUCAUCAAACACCAUGAAAAUAGUCACAAAUAAAAUAUAGAUUUUUGUUAUAAUUUUGUUCUGUUUCUCCAUAGUCUCUGUGUGAUUUUUGUAGAACAAACGAGACACAUAGAUAAUGAUGAGAGGUGAAUUUGGAGAAGCUUCGUCUCCUUCGUCUCUUUCACGUUCUCCUUCUUCUCCUCUUCAAACACAAUCACAUCAUCACUCUCCCAAGUUCUAUCGUAAUCACUAUGUCUUCCCCGGUGACUCAUCUUACAACAGUUCGACUAGGUUCUGUCUCCGAUCUCCGUCUGAUUACUCACUUUCGAGUUACUUCUCAAACGGGUUGUGUUCUUCUGAGGAUGGUUCGUCUCAGUUCGCUUCUCCUCCACUCGAUGGCUUGAUGACCAAGUAUAAUCUUGGUGGUGAUGAUUUGGGUCUUUGCGAAAGUUUCGAUCUUUUGAAUGUUGCAGAAGAAGAAGACAAGACUCGUUGUGUACGAACAGAGUCUCAUCACCAAACUCAAAGGAGCAAUUUUGAUGGUGAUGGUGGAUUUCGUUAUUACUCUGGUUUUGGUGUUGAUCAAAUGGAUCAUCAGAUUCCUAAUUCUUUGAAUCUGGGAUUGCAGAGUUGUUACAUGAACAAUUACUCUGUUCCGGUUCAUCGAAAAAGCGGUGUUGGAGCAUUGUUUGAUCAUCAAGGAAGUAGCAGUAACACGAAUCAGAGUCUGCCUAAAGUAUCUGAAUUCCAGGGAUAUGUUUACUUAAUGGCUAAAGAUCAACAUGGAUGCAGAUUUUUACAAAGGAUCUUCGAAGAUGGAAGUGCUUUAGAUGCUAUGGUUAUUUUCAAUGAAGUGAUUCCUCAUGUUGUUGAGCUUAUGAUGGAUCCUUUUGGAAAUUACUUGAUGCAGAAACUAUUAGAUGUUUGUAGUGAAGAACAACGAACACAGAUCAUACUCAUGGUCACUUCAGAACCUGGUCAGCUUAUUCGAAUAUCGCUCAACACUUACGGUACUCGAGUUGUUCAGAGAUUAGUGGGAUCAAUCAAGACAAGGAAGCAGAUUUCUCUGGUGAAAUCAGCUUUGAGACCUGGAUUUCUUAAUCUCAUUAGGGAUUUAAAUGGGAAUCAUGUGAUUCAACGUUGCUUGCAGUGCCUUAGCACAGAAGAUAACGAGUUCCUCUUUGAAGAUGCUACAAAGUUCUGUAUCGAUAUUGCGACACAUCGACAUGGAUGUUGUGUGUUACAAAAGUGCAUUGCUUAUUCCAGUGGACUACAAAGAGAGAAGCUUGUAACUGAAAUCUCAAGAAACAGCCUCUUCCUUGCUCAAGAUCCUUAUGGGAACUAUGCGGUCCAAUUCGUUCUAGAACUGAGGGAUUUUUCUGCGAUAGCCGCGAUGCUUGCGCAGUUAAAAGGUCAUUAUGUAGAGCUUUCAAUGCAGAAAUUCAGUAGUCAUAUGGUGGAAAGAUGCUUAACACAUUGUCCAGAGAGCCGUCCUCAGAUCGUGCGCGAACUCAUCUCUGUUCCUCAUUUUGAUAUUCUAAUUCAAGACCCUUAUGCUAACUUUGUCAUCCAAGCUGCUCUUGCUGUCACCAAGGGUUCACUUCAUGCCACACUCGUUGAAGUCAUAAGGCCUCACUCGAUUCUACGUAACAAUCCUUAUUGCAAAAGGAUUUUCUCAAGAAAUCUCUUGAAGAAUUGAGAGUCAAAAGGCUCUUCACUGGUGGAUGAGUCUGUAAUUUCAAAAUGUGUUGUUGUUUUCUUCUUCCCCAAGUUUGUUUGUUGCUAUGAAUAAUCUCAAGUCCUACUA